AUGAAAUGGCUGGUGCUGCUGAGUUUGGUGGCGCUCUCACAGUGCCUUGUGACAAAAGUUCCAUUGAAGAAAAGGAAACCCCUGAGGACGACGCUUAAGGAACAGGGCUUGCUGCUGGAUUUCCUGAAGAAUCAUCAUUACAACUUAGGCUCCAAGUACAUCCCUGGUAUCAUCAAUGAGGAUGCCACUGAGCCCAUGAAAAACAGUCUCGAUCUUCAGUAUUUUGGGACCAUCUCCAUCGGCACCCCAGCCCAGGAGUUCACCGUCCUCUUUGACACUGGCUCCUCCAACCUGUGGGUGCCCUCUGUGUACUGCUCCAGCCCAGCCUGCAAAAACCACCACAGCUUCAACCCAAAGAAGUCAUCCACCUACCAGGCCACCAAUGAGAGCAUCUCCAUCCAGUACGGCACUGGCAGCAUGACUGGAUUCCUGGCUUAUGACAUCAUCCAUGUUGGAGGCAUUCCAGUCACCCACCAGAUCUUUGGCCUGAGUGAGUCUGAGCCUGGACCCUUCCUCUCUUAUGCCUCCUUUGAUGGGAUCCUGGGUCUGGCUUUUCCCAGCAUCUCUGCCUCUGCAGCCACCCCCGUCUUUGACAACAUGAUGAGCCAAGAUUUGGUGUCCCAGGACCUCUUCUCCGUCUUCCUGAGUUCUGAUGAAAAGAAUGGGAGCUUUGUGAUGUUUGGCGGCAUCGAUUCAUCUUACUACUCGGGGAGCCUCAAAUGGAUACCUCUGUCUGCUGAAACUUACUGGCAAAUCACUGUGGACAGGAUCAGCAUGAAUGGCCAAGCCAUUGCUUGUGGUAAUGGCUGUCAAGCCAUCAUUGACACUGGCACCUCUUUGCUGGCCGGACCUCCUGAUGCUGUCUCCAGCAUUCAGUCGCUCAUUGGUGCCAAGGAGGACCUCUAUGGCGAGUACGCAAUGAACUGCAACGCCAGCAAUAUACUGCCUGACAUUGUUUUCACCAUCAACAGCAUUGACUUCCCUCUGCCAGCCAGUGCCUAUGUCAUUAAUAUGUCUGGCUCUUGCCAGAGUGGCUUCCAAAGUAUUGACAUCACUACUGCCAAAGGAGAGCUCUGGAUCCUUGGUGAUAUCUUCAUCCGCCAGUACUACACCGUCUUUGACAGGGGGAACAACAAGGUGGGCCUGGCCCCUGUGGUGUAAAUGCAACACCGUU
This is a messenger RNA of Alligator sinensis (Chinese alligator), 1174 nucleotides long. RefSeq names its product pepsin A-like. NCBI's taxonomy places the organism in Eukaryota, Metazoa, Chordata, Crocodylia, Alligatoridae. The coding region runs from base 1 to 1161 and encodes 386 amino acids. Gene Ontology annotation, molecular function: aspartic-type endopeptidase activity. The record is from RefSeq and is a predicted model, not a curated record. The transcript has 9 exons. Gene Ontology annotation, biological process: proteolysis.